This is a messenger RNA of Lachancea fermentati, 2091 nucleotides long. The record is from the annotation of a GenBank genome assembly. NCBI's taxonomy places the organism in Eukaryota, Fungi, Ascomycota, Saccharomycetes, Saccharomycetales, Saccharomycetaceae.
AUGAGCUUCCCACCGGCUCCUCAAUUUGGUGAUAGCAUUCUCUUUGCUAAACCUAGUGUGUCUGAGAAGUCGUUUACUACAAGCCAGGGGAAGGUUAUUAAAUUACGCCGGAAAACAAGAAGAGAUGAUGUCGCGGUGACGUGGAAACAUGAUGAGUCUUAUGGUAUAGACAUUAACAAGCUUUUGGAUCUUGUUGAAGCUUCCAAGGAUCAAAAAAGUGUGAUCAGUCGGCCAGGAAGUAAACAAAGGCAUCAAAGUAUACUUUGGACUGAGAAGUGGAGGCCUAAAACCUUUUUUGAUCUAGUGGGCAAUGAACGCACAAACAGGCGGGUAUUGAAAUGGCUCAGGCAAUGGUCUCCACUGGUGUUUGGUGAAACGCUUCCCAAAGCACCAAGCACAAACUGGCACUCAAAAAAUGACACAAUCUCAGAAGAUCCCCUUCUUAGACCAAAUAAACGAAUCUUACUUAUCAACGGCCCACCAGGUAUCGGCAAAACGUCUGUGGCACAUAUUGUGGCUAAGCAAGCCGGAUACUCUGUGGUAGAAAUAAACGCGAGCGACGAGAGAGCAGGUCCUCGUGUAAGGGACAAGGUCUACAAUGCGCUAUUUAAUCAUACUUUUGAUAACAAGCCUGUUUGCCUGAUUGCAGAUGAAAUUGACGGGAGCGUAGAGAAUGGUUUUGUAAAGGUUUUGAUAGAUAUUGUCAACCACGAUUACAAAGCAACACAGCGGCUCAUUAGUGAGGGCUCCCUUAAGGGUAAGCGAAAGGGACGAAAGAAGUCUUUCAAUCUUCUAACAAGACCAAUAAUAACAGUUUGCAACAACAUAUACGUGAGUGCACUGGACAAAUUGAAACCUCAUUGUGAGAUCGUCACUUUCAAUAGACCUGUAGAGAAUGCCUUGCUUGACAGACUUGAGCAAGUAUGUCGUAAAGAGAAUUUACGCCUCGAUAAAAAAGCCUUGAAGGAGAUCACGGAGCUAGCACAAGGAGAUAUACGAAAUUGCCUCAAUAGCUUGCAGUUUUUAGCCUCGAAUGAUUGUUCUGAUCCAUCUUUCACCUCUGACAAGGAUGAUCAGUCAAAAGACACGAGCCUUUCUUGGUAUAGGAUCUGCAACAAAAUAUUCAAAAGAGAUCCUCACGUGGAUACGCGACAUCAAUUUAAAAGCUUGUUGAGACAUGUGGAGGCCAAUUCGAAUUUCGAGAAGAUCAUUCAGGGUUGUUUUACGCUAUAUCCAGAUGUUAAAUACUCCGAUAAUGGUGUGAACAAACCUAGCAUGCUUUCUGAUUGGCUAUACUUCAACGAUCGAAUGUUCAAUUCACUUUUCGAACAUAAUGGUGACCUGAUCCGAUACAGCGCAGUUGUUCCAAUGGUGUUUUUCCAGCAUUUUAGUGACAUUGCAAACAAAGAAGAUCUUCGCAUCAAAACUAAUGAUUACGAGCUCAGAGAGCGCCAAAAGAGCAUAGCUGAUUUGUUGAAGUUAAUCUGUGCUCGUAUUCCCAUUGGGGCGCGUGUUUAUAUGGAUCGAGAAUCGUUAAUACAAGAGAUUCUACCAUUGUUGGACUACAUAAUCGCUCCUGAUAUCGGAAAGAUUAGAAAUAUUCAACUAAAGCAGACUAUUCUCAACAGUGUGGUGGCUGCAAUUGAAGGGCUUGGCUUAGGAUUUGGAGAGACCAACGAAGCUGAGGUAGCUAAUGUCAUAUGUAUAGAUCCUCCAUUCCACAAAAUAUCUAUUCUGGAUGAAAAGAGGUUGAAAGAGGUGAUAAUCAAAAGGCCAGCAUUGCUCAAUCUUAUUUUGGCAAAGGUACAGGAGAGUAAGGUGAAAAAAAGAACGGUUUCCAGAGUUCUCAAGGAAAACGAAAACGCGUCUGUAGCCAACAAAAGACAGAAAACUUCUAAGGGAAGCAAUUCUAAUCCAAUUGAGUUUUUCAAAUCACAGUAUGGAACCAUGCAGAAAAAACCUGAUAAUCAAAGUGUGGAGGAAGCGAAUGCAGACAACACCUCAGAGAAUGUCAGAAUAUGGGUACAGUACAACGAAGGAUUUUCCAAUGCCGUUAGAAAGAACGUGACAUGGAGCUCUUUAUGGCAAUAG